AUGGCGCCCAGGACGCCUGGGAUCGCAUGUGUGUGUGCGUGCUUGUGUUGGAGCGGCGGCCCGUUUACUGUCCGGUGCCGGGACCGCGACCGGUCUGCCUGCCUGCCUGCCGUGCCGCCCGGUCCGUCUGCGGCGGGUGCAGCGUCGGCUCCCGCGGGCCGGCGGGCGGGCGGGUACGUGUGGAGCCUCGGCGGCCGUGUCUGCCCCGUCCGGCAUGCCUGCCCCGUGCGACAAACCGCACAGCAAAGUGACAGGGAACGUCAAACACACCGGGGCCGUUCCUGUCUCCAGUCACGGCGCUCGGCAGGCAGGCGGGCGGGCAGGCGGGCGGGCGGGCGGGCAGGGGCUGGCGGGUCGCUGUGCAGCCCGCGGGUACGGAGCGAGCGGGCGACCGAGCCCAGCACGGGGCAGGAGCAGAGAAACCAGCUCUCACGGAGGCGCCCCGGGCCCUCGCCGCUGCAGCCGGUUCCCGUCCCGCGUCCCGGUUCAGGGCCGCUGAGCUGUCAGACUCGUAGGGUUCCCGUGCACUUCAGUGCGCCUGCCCGGCCGGUCCCUCUGGGGACAUCUAGUGGCCAAGAGGCGGAACUGCACCUGCCGCGCCGGCACCUCCAGGCUCGCCCGCCCGCCCGCCCGCCGCCCGCCGCCCGCCGCCCGCCGCCCACAGCCGCCGCAGCUUCUGUCCCCCGGGCGAGCGGGCGAGCUCCCAAUAGACCCGCGUGUGCGUGUGCGAGCGGCGGCCCGCUUACUCACGGGUGCCGGGACCGCGACCCGGUCUGCCCGUCAGUCUGUCUGCCGUGCCGCCCGGUCCGCCCGUGUCGCGGGCGGCGUCUGCUCCCGUGCGGCGAUGCCGUGGCUGCGGCGGCGGCCGUGCCUGCCCCGGCCGGCGUGCCGCCCGCGAGCGAGGAGCCGCACGGCAAAGUGACACGCGUGGGCCGUCCCCGCCUCCCGUCCCGUGUCCGUCCCGGGUCAGGGCCUCCGAGCUGUCAGAUCCGUAGGGUCCCCGGCGACUCCAGCGCGCCUGCGCGGCCGGUCCCUCUGGCGGCAUCUAGCGGCCAGAAGGCGGAACCGCACCCGAUGCCGCCCCGGCCGGCCGUGGGACGUGCCGAUUGGCCGGCCGGGGAGGCUAUGGUAAUCUCUCCGGGGCCCUGCGGCCUCAUGGGAAAGUCACCCUCACGGAAAAGACGGUCGGUGGAAGAGGCCCGGGCCGGCCAGGAGCGCCAGCUGCGGCGGCUGCAGCGGGCUCCGCAUCCCGAGCCGGAGCCCGCCCGGGGCCCCACCGAGCCCGGCUCCCGCCGAGCCUCAGGCCCUCCGGAGCAGAGGGGCCCUCUCUGCCCGGGAGGCCCAGGGCGAGGCAGAGCCGGCGACGGCGGCGGCCCCGGGGGAGACAGCAGCCGCCAGGGCAGCAGGAGCCGCAUCCCGAAGCGGCGCCUGCGAGGCCGCCCCGGCCGCCUCCCGCCCCAAAUCCCGGGCCUCACGGGCAGAGAGGGCCCCUCUGCACCGGAGGCCAAGGGGGGCGAGCGGGAAGGCCGGCGGCGGCCCCGGGGAGAGAGAGACCCCGCAGGAGCCGGCUACUCCCGAGCCGAGGCCUCCGCGGAGCCCCUGGCCGUCACCCCUCCCGGGCUUCCCGGGCAGAGAGGGCCCCUCUGCUCCGGGGAGCCUGGGGAGGGAGUGAUGGGGCGGCGCUUCCCGGGGAAGGCCCGGCCCCCUGACCCCUCUGACGUCACAUCCGGGCGACCCCUGACCCCGAGACGUCACGUCCGGGACGGCCCCCGAAACGUCACGUCCGGAGCGGGGUCGGUGACCUCUGACCCCCGACCCCGAGACGUCACUUCCUCUCUCCCAGGGCUCCGUGCGUGCGGCGGCGCGGCGGCGUCGUCACUUCCUGUUUCCUCCGGUUCCGCUCCGCUCCGUGGCCAAAAGGCGGAACUGCAGCCGCCGGCCAACAGCGCGUCCGUCCCUGUACAGCGUCCCCCGACCGCCCCGCCGGAAACGGCCGGAGCGGGGAACUUUGGUUCCGCCCUCACGGGGGUGCCGCCGACUCUCGGACACAAGGAACAGAACCGACAUAAAACCUUCAGGGCGGCGAGCCGGGGACCGGCUCCGCGUUUCUCACGCUCCGGUUCCCACGGGCAGCUCCCGGCUCUCACCGCUCUCCGGCGCCACCCGGCGGCCGGUUCGCGAAACCGCGCCCGCCACCGGGAACUCCCGGGCGACCGGGCCCGUUACCGGGACCCGCCGGGCGCCGGGCGCCGGGCUCGCCCGUGCCCGCCCGCCGCGUGGAGACGCCCGCGCGUUUCUCGGUUCCCACACCCUCCCAGCGGCAGGGAGACGGGGUCCCUCCGGGCGGCGGCUGGGGUGGAAACCACCGCCGCCGCCGCCGCCGCCGCCGUCGCCAUGUUGGAUGCCCGGUCUCCGUCCCGCUGGGACGUUCGGUCGCUUAACGGCCCGAGAAUCGCUCCCGCUCGCUCAGAAUCACCGCCGUCCCGCCCGCCCGCCUCCCCGCGGUCCCCUGCCUCGGCGGCGGCGGCGUGGACCGCGUGGAGCGAGGCCGCCGCGGGCUCCGCCGCCGCCGCCGCCGCCGCCGCCAUGUUGGAUGCCCGGUCUCCGUCCCGCUGGGACGUUCGGUCGCUUAGCGGCCCGACAAUCGCUCCCGCUCGCUCAGAAUCACCACCGUCCCGCCCGCCCGCCUCCCCGCGGUCCCCUGCCUCGGCGGCGGCGGCGGCGUGGACCGCGUGGAGCGAGGCCGCCGCGGGCCCCACCACCGCCGCCGCCGCCGGUGCCAUCUUGGCCGGCCGGUCCCUGCUUUCACAGACCGUUUCUGUCGUUUCCUUGUACCUCGAAUCCCUCCGGGAUCACGGCGAUACGAUCCGCCGGCCUCCCUGCGGCCCCCGGCCUCGGCGGCGGCGAGGGCCGCUGGGAUUAGAACCGGCAAAGCCGCGGCGGCGGCGGCGGCGGACGGCGGCGGCGGCGAUGAUGGCCUCGGAGCCUCGCCCGGCAGGUCCUCGUCUCCAGCCACACGUGUCGGUCGCCUCACGUCCCGGGAGUCGCUCCGGCCCCCUCGGGGUCACGGCGAUACGAUCCGCCGGCCUCCACGCGGCCCCCGCCGAGGCGGCGGCGAGGGCCGACGGGAUUAGAACCGGCCAGGCCUCGGCGUGCGUCCCCGGCUCCCGUCCCGGUCGCCAUGUUGCCCGCCACGCCGUUUCCAGUUUCGUUAAUUUUUAA
This is a messenger RNA of Acomys russatus (golden spiny mouse), 3222 nucleotides long. RefSeq names its product collagen alpha-1(I) chain-like. NCBI's taxonomy places the organism in Eukaryota, Metazoa, Chordata, Mammalia, Rodentia, Muridae. The transcript is spliced from 7 exons. Bases 1 to 3222 code for a protein of 1073 amino acids. The record is from RefSeq and is a predicted model, not a curated record.